Molecule: messenger RNA, 1804 nt
Organism: Coccidioides posadasii C735 delta SOWgp
Lineage: Eukaryota; Fungi; Ascomycota; Eurotiomycetes; Onygenales; Onygenaceae
Biological process (GO): RNA polymerase II preinitiation complex assembly; transcription initiation at RNA polymerase II promoter
Cellular component (GO): SAGA complex; SLIK (SAGA-like) complex; transcription factor TFIID complex
Molecular function (GO): RNA polymerase II general transcription initiation factor activity; protein heterodimerization activity; transcription coactivator activity
Source: RefSeq, a predicted model, not a curated record
GAUCGUUUUCAUUCAAAUGCACUUUUACAAAUGAGCCUUGACUUGAGACACUUUGAUAUCUUUCUCCUCGUUUUCUCGUACUACUGAUACGACGGAGCUCCCACCCCCUCUCUGUUUCCUGAGGAGCUUUCCUGACUCUGACCUUGUCAUCAACGCCUCUGCUAGUGUGUGCUCUUUACGACCACAGCCAUGCUGGUGUGGAAUCCAGACAAUAUCAAAGAUGUCGCUGAAUCAGUGGGGAUAAACGCACUGAAUGAAGAAGUCGUCGACCAUCUCGCGAGAGACGUCGAGUAUCGCGUCUCUCAGGUACUGGAAGAAUCGCAUAAGUUUAUGAGGCACGGAAAACGCACACUGCUCACGACCCAGGACGUCUCAAAUGCAUUGAGAGUACUUGAUGUUGAGCCUCUGUAUGGCUACGAGUCUACUCGUCCGUUGAAGUUUGGGGAAGCUACGAUUGGACCCGGACAACCGCUGUUUUACGUCGAAGAUGAUGAGGUGGAUUUCGAGAAGUUGAUCAAUGCGCCGCUGCCUAGAGUGCCGAGAGAGAUAACUUUCACUGCUCACUGGUUGGCUGUGGAAGGAGUCCAGCCAACGAUCCCCCAAAACCCAACCUCCGCCGAUUCACGCAAUUUAGAAUUAAUUUCGAAAGGGCCAAAUGCGAACGCUAAUCUGGCUGCGAUGAGCGGGAACGAGAACGUCACAGUGAAACCUCUAGUGAAGCAUAUUCUCUCUAAGGAGCUGCAGCUUUACUUUGAGAGAGUUUGCAGCGCUUUUUUGGAUGAGUCGAACGAGGAGUAUCGCCUGUCUGCCUUUGCUAGCCUGAAGGAGGACCCCGGUUUGCACCAGCUCGUACCGUAUUUCGUCCAGUUCAUAUCAGAGAAGGUCACCCAUAGUUUGAAGGAUCUUUUCGUGUUAACGCAGGUCAUGCAUAUGACCGAAGCGUUGAUUCAGAAUAAAACGCUAUAUGUUGACCCAUAUGUUGCCUCCCUGAUUCCGCCGGUAUUGACCUGCGUUAUUGGGCGCCAACUUGAAGGUGGAUCGGACCCCCUGGAUCACUUUACGCUUCGCGAUUUAGCUGGGUCUCUCAUCGGAAUGAUCAGCAAGAAGUAUUCGCAUUCGUCACAUAGGCUUAAGCCCCGACUGGCGAGAACAUUCUUGAAGAACUUCAUGGAUCCCAGCAAGCCCUUUGGAACGCAUUAUGGUGCAAUAAUCGGUUUACAUUCGAUCGGAGGACCCGAUGUUAUUCGCGAGCUAAUCAUUCCCAAUCUUCCAACAUAUGAAGUUGUUCUCAAGGAUGUCGCUGGAGAUGAAGGGCUGCGGAAGUCGGAAGCCGAAAAGGUUAUAGGAGUUAUCCUUGCAGCUCUUUCCACGAUUCAGGAUGAGAAAGCACCUCUUACGAACGGAGUUGCAAAUGGGGCGAUGGAGACGCUAAGCAAACAGUUGACUAAAAAGAUCGGAGGAAUACUAGCUUCACGAAUAAUCGAUUCUGGCAACGUACGGCUUGCUCAGGCUAUUCUUGGGAAGUUUUGAGAAAUCCGCCUUGGAUACUACGAGGACCUUGGUUUGGCGUUAUCAAAAAACAGGACGGGCGUGUGUAAUGGUGUACUGUUUUCGCAAAAAAUUGGUGGCAGGGUGGUUCGAUCCGGGUCACGGAGUACAGCGCCGGCGUUAAUGGGGCAGGAUGGAUACCAGCAGUGCCAUUUGUGGGUUCAUAUCUACCUUUAACAUAUUCACUACUUGCCUCAGGCUUUUUACUGGAGGCCUAUUUGUUAUAACGGAUAUUUAUGUAUUUCUUGAUAGAGAA